AUGAACACUUCAUUCUUCUCAUGGCUUGUUCUUGCUAUAUACACCAUCUCCAUCUUUUCCGACGUUGCUACGUCUUCAGCUCCAGCCCAGUGUCUCGGCAUCGACCAGAGAUCGCUCUUGCUCGAGCUGAGAGACAGCCUUGUCUUCAACACCUCUGCGUCAUCCAAGCUAGUACGGUGGGACCGAAGCGCUGAUUCAUGGAGCGGCGUGACGUGCAAGGACGGGCUCGUCGUGGGACUCGAUUUGAGCGAAGAGUCGAUCUCUGGUGGAAUCGGCCAUUCAUCGAGCCUCUUUAGGCUCGAGUUCCUUCAAAGCCUGAACUUGGCGUUCAACGAUUUCAACUCAGCGAUUCCGUUCGGCCUCGCGAAUCUCAGCCGCUUGGUACAUCUCAACUUGUCCAAUGCCAGAUUUUCCGGGCAGAUUCCGGCGGAGCUAUCGCGCCUGACGGAGCUACGUACUCUUGAUCUCUCUGUUCUUUAUUACUCUAGAUUGGACUUCCUGUUCCUUGAGAAGCCCUCUUUGAGGUCGCUAAUAGGGGAUUUGGGGGAGCUGAGAGAGCUGUACCUUGAUGGGGUCAAUGUGUCUGCCGAGGGAAGUGGGUGGUGCGACGCGUUGUCUUCUUCAGUGCCGAAACUUGAGGUGUUGAGCAUGUCGGGCUGUUCUCUGUCUGGUCCUAUUGACGCUUCUCUUAUGAGUCUUGCUAAUCUGUCGGUCAUUCAACUUGAUGGCAACAACUUGUCCACCACAGUUCCUCGUUUCUUCUUGAAUUUUUCCAGCUUGAAGACACUGAGCCUAAGUGAUUGUGGCCUGCAGGGAGAAUUUCCUCAAGAAGUCUUUCAGGUACAAACACUUCAGACUCUUGACCUAUCACUCAACCUUCUUCUUCAGAGUUCUUUGCCCGAUUUUCUGGAGAAUAGUUCUCUUGAGACUUUGAUCCUGAGUUCCACCAGUAUUUCAGGGAGGCUUCCAGGUUCAAUUGGUAAUCUCAGAAAAUUGUCGAGAUUAGAACUGGCUGAUUGCGGUUUGAGUGGAUCAAUCCCGAGCUCGAUGGAGAAACUGUCAGAGCUGACUUAUUUGGACCUGUCUUCUAAUAAUCUUACUGGUUCAGUUCCGCCAUAUGGUGCAUCCAGAAAUCUGACCCAUAUAAGAUUAUACAAUAAUGCUUUAACGGGUCAGAUCACCUCCGUUGGCUGGGAGGACCUUCUGAAUCUUGAAAUUCUGGACAUGCAAGACAAUUCAUUGGAAGGCGACAUUCCCCCAGCUCUGUUUACACUUCCUCGACUUGAGGGGAUACUGCUUUCACACAAUAGAUUUAAUGGUCAUCUUAUCAUAUAUCCCAAUGUCUCUGCAUAUCAACUGUACGAGCUUGAUUUGGGUAGCAAUCUGUUACAUGGGUCAAUACCAGCAUCCAUAUUCGAACUGCAGGGGCUUUGGUCCCUCUCACUUUCUUUCAAUAAUUUCAGUGGCUCGAUGAAUAUCGAUGCGCUUCGGGGAUACGGAAUUUAUCUUGAUCUGUCGUACAGUGGCUUGUCCAUUAACACGAUGGCAUCUGCUUCUGCUGCUGCAUCCUCUUUUCCUAAAUUUGAAGUGUUAAAGUUGGCUUCCUGCCAGUUGCGGACAUUGCCUCAGUUUUUGGCUAACCAGUCCUUACUGGUCAUCCUCGACCUCUCCCAAAAUUGUAUUCAAGGGAAGAUACCGCGGUGGAUAUGGACACUAAAACAUCUUAGUUAUCUCAAUCUUUCCUCUAAUUUUUUUGAAGAUUUCGAAACACCUUCGCGUAAUCUUACUUCCUCUCCAUAUGUCAUCGACCUCCAUUCAAACAUGCUCCGAGGAAUUAGUCUACCCCUGCUGCCAUGGGCUGAAUACAUUGAUUUAUCAAGUAACAACAUCAAUGCUGUUAUUCCGGAGAACAUCGGCGACCUAUCAUCCCCAUUGUUCUUCUCCCUUUCGAAGAAUAAUUUCCAUGGGUCCAUCCCGAAGUCAUUUUGCAAAGCUGGUUUUCUUAUUCAUCUUAAAGUGCUUGACUUAUCACAUAACGAUCUGAACAGAACUAUUCCUGAUUGUUUAAUGAUGGCCUCUCUCGAGGUAUUGAAUUUGAGAAAUAACCAGUUGAGUGGCCAUAUUCCGCAAAACAUUCGGGCAACAUGUGGUUUGAAUAGAUUGGAUCUCAGUGAGAAUUUGUUGCACGGGCAGAUUCCGUUGUCGUUGGCAAAUUGUACAAUGUUGGAGAUUGUGAACAUCGGGGACAAUCAAAUAGACGGGACAUUUCCAUGCCAUUUGAAGGCUAUAUCAAGUCUCCGUGUCCUUAUUUUACGAUCCAACCAAUUGCAUGGGGAAAUCAGAUGUUCGCAUAGUCCCAGAACCUGGCAAAUGCUUCAAAUCAUUGACUUGUCUUCAAAUGAUUUCAGCGGCACACUGCCUGCGAGUCUCCUCACAUCUUGGGAGGCUAUGAAGGCCAAUGUACACUUCAAUCGCUUGCAAUUUCCGUCUUAUGUUACCCAAUCGAAUCAGCUCUAUUAUGAAGAUACAAUGAGAGUAACCUUGAAAGGUCAACAGCUAGAACUCGUCAAGAUCCUGACUAUUUUCACGUCGAUUGACUUCUCGGGCAAUAGAUUAGGGGGUCCAAUACCAGACACACUUAGAGAUCUCAAAGCACUUUAUUUUCUUAACCUAUCGCAUAAUGCCAUCUCUGGUUUGAUUCCUCCUGUUUUAGGGAGUUUGCUUCAGCUAGAGUCGUUGGACCUAUCAUGGAACUACCUCAAUGGAAUCAUACCGGCUCAGCUUGCAAAUCUUCAUUUCCUUUCGUUCCUGAACCUCUCAAACAAUCAACUCGUGGGAAGCAUCCCGACUAGUGGACAGUUUCUCACAUUUUCCAAAAGUUCUUUCGAAGGAAACCUCGGAUUGUGUGGGCUUCCCCUCAACAAAAGUUGCUCAACUACAACAAAUGGGACAGAAGAAGCGGGUAGUGUUCCGACUCAAAGCGACAUAGAUGAUGAUGGUGACAAUGAUGAUAGCAAGAAGUGGUUUUACAUGGGCAUACCACUUGGAUUCGUGGUUGGCUUCUGGGUAUUUUGUGGUCCGAUAGUGUUUAUCAGAUCAUGGAGGUUUGCUUAUUAUCAAUUCUGGGAUAAAGUGCUGUUCAGACACUCACGACCAUGA
Molecule: messenger RNA, 3159 nt
Organism: Syzygium oleosum
Lineage: Eukaryota; Viridiplantae; Streptophyta; Magnoliopsida; Myrtales; Myrtaceae
Product: receptor-like protein 7
Exons: 1
Coding region: 1-3159 (1052 amino acids)
Cellular component (GO): plasma membrane
Molecular function (GO): protein binding
Source: RefSeq, a predicted model, not a curated record